Molecule: messenger RNA, 1671 nt
Organism: Didymodactylos carnosus
Lineage: Eukaryota; Metazoa; Rotifera; Eurotatoria; Philodinida; Philodinidae
Source: the annotation of a GenBank genome assembly
AUGUCCUCACACGAAAUAUUCGGUCAAAAACUAUACGAUGGCAAAACGAAAACGAUUUACUCGAUGAUUGAUCAACCGGGACUUGUUUGUAUACAACGAAAAGAUUCUUAUCAUUAUUCAUUACCUUCUACCACUGUAAGUGAAAAUACAGUGAUGAGAUCUCGUGCGUCUUCUAUCAUAAAUAUCAAUAGCAUAAUGAUGAAAAAUAUUCGAAAACAAUCAGCGAUUAAAGCUUAUUAUGAUAUCCAUGGUAAAGGUGCAUUGACAACAUCAAUUACAAUAUGUGUUUUUGAAAUAUUGCGUGACGCUGUUAUACCAACAUAUUAUGUUGCGCCUCAUCCCCAAUCGGAUAUAUUUAUCGCUCGUAAAUGCACAAUGAUACCAAUACUAUGGAUAAUACGACGACUGGCGAAUGAAACGUAUAUCAAACGUUAUCCAGGCAUACAAAAGGGUCAUCGUUUUAUCCCACCAUUAGUUGAAAUUUAUUAUAAACGUCAUCCUGUUGUCUAUAAAAAACCUAUUUUAGUCGAUUUAGAAACUGAUACGGAUAGUACUGAAAGUAUUAUUGAUGACGAGGAUGAUGAAGAAGAUGAAUCAUGUGUUAUCAUCUGGUCAUAUGAACAAUUGUUGAAUGCUAAAUUUGAUAUUGAAAAUAUGAAAAUUACACAAACAGAAGUUGAGUGUAUGCAUGAAACUGUAUGUGCUGUAUUUGAUAUACUUGAACAUGUUUGGUUAAUUAAUACAAACUGUCAACUAAUCGACUUAAAAUUAGAAUUUGGUAUAACAACAACAAAAGAAAUUGUUGUUGCCAAUGUUAUCGACAUAGAAACAUGGCAUUUAGUAAGAAAUGAUUUGAUAUUAAAUCAACAGCUCCCAUCUUCAAAUACCUUUUCAACAAAACAAAAUUGUAUUCAUGGUGAUAGUGAUGAAGAUGAAAUAAAAAAUAUUAAAGAAAAUAUUAUAUGGAUUAAUGAUUGUCUACGGGAUAUUUUAGACAUGAAUAAACAACAAUCAAAUAGAGGUAAACGAAAAAGUAUUGUGCAACAGCAAACAGUGAACGAAACUGAUGAAACACAAAUACAGAUGCCUGAAGCCACCUUUAGUCAACAUGAACAAACCUAUCUGAAUAAAGAAUCGACAUUAACUACUACAACAAAAUUAUUUCAAAGUAGUGGUCGUUGCAUCAUUGUUUGUUCAACAUCAAAAGAUAUUGAACAUGGUAAUAGAAUGAAACUAAUAUUAAAUGAGUCUGGAAUUCAAUGUGAUUUACGUUUAUGUUCAACGUAUAAAUCGACACAAGCUAUUUUAAAAUUAUUAGCACACUAUACGUUCGAACAUCAUCGACCAACCAUUUUCAUUACCAUUGGUAAUAUUAGCAAUGGUUUAGCUAUGGUCUUGUCCGCUAAUUCUCAAUAUCCAAUUAUUCAUUGUUCAGUUAUUAAUGAUACAGCUACAACAAAUCAUUUUUUGGAUAUUAAUUCAUUUAUAAUGGAAAAUAUUUCCUAUUCAUUAGUCUUUUCAAUACAAAGUGCUAUUCAAACUGUAAUGCAAAUAUUAGCCAUGCAAGACUGGAGACUUUGGUGUAAACAGCGAGGAAAACGUUUAAGAUCAUAUAUUGAUUUAUUGAUUGGUGAUCAACACUUGACACUGGCAAGUAAUAAAAAUAGCUAA